Molecule: messenger RNA, 848 nt
Organism: Condylostylus longicornis
Lineage: Eukaryota; Metazoa; Arthropoda; Insecta; Diptera; Dolichopodidae
Product: calcium and integrin-binding protein 1-like
Exons: 5
Coding region: 148-705 (185 amino acids)
Molecular function (GO): calcium ion binding
Source: RefSeq, a predicted model, not a curated record
AUUUUGCCAUCUUGUGUCAAAAUAGUAUUAAAAGUGUAGAAAUAGAAAACACAUCAUAAUAACUAAACAUUAAAAAGUAAAGUACAUUCCAUAUUAUGUUUACUGCCUAAAUCAAUUUGCCAAAAACCUUUAUUCGCACAAUAAAAGAUGGGUCAGACAAAGAGCCAAUUUACAGAUGAAGAAUUACAAGAUUACGAGGAUUUAACAUUUUUCUCAAAGAAGGAAAUUUUGUUUGCCCACAAGAAAUUUAAAGCCUUAGCUCCAGAAAAAGUCGGACACAAUAAAAAUGCUAAACUAGCAAUGAAUAAGAUUUUGCAAUAUCCUGAACUGCGUGUUAACCCGUUUGGAGACAGAAUAUGCAAAGUCUUCAGUUCAAGUAAUGAUGGUGAUUGUACUUUUGAAGACUUUUUAGAUAUGAUGUCUGUUUUCAGCGACGCAUGUCCCAAAUCUGUGAAAGCUGAACAUGCUUUUCGUAUCUACGACUUCGAUGGCGAUGACAUGUUGGGAGUUAGUGAUUUGAAACAAGUCAUAGAACGGCUUGUAGGUCCUGAUAAUUGUCUAAAAGAAAACGAUAUUAAACAACUUAUUCAAAAUAUUUUGGCUGAAGCUGAUCUAGAUGACGACGGAGCUCUUUCGUUCCCAGAAUUCGAACAUAUCAUUGACAAGUCGUCUGAUUUCAGCAAUUCAUUUCGCAUCAGGUUAUAAAAAUUGCGCUGUCUAGUGAGCAUGAAAAACAUUAAAGCAAAGUCUGAGAUGUUCUUAUUUUUAUUUAUUUUUUUAGACAAAUUUUCUUUUACAAGUAUUAUUUUGAAUUUAUUUAAAUAAAUUAUAAAGCAUUAAAAUCUUAC